ACCCAAGGUCUCACCCACUGGGAAGUAUUGUUCAGCAAGCACUAAGCAGCAGCACACGCGCGCGCGCCUGACACCGGUCUAGACUUGCCGUAGCGCUAGCUGGGGGCCCAGAAACCUAACUCUGAUGCGUACCAUAACCGACUGCGCAUCUGGACACCGCCGCUCAUAAGAGACCGCAACCUGCUCGACGUUGUCGCUACACGUCUCCCCCACCCACACGACUGCCCACGACUCGCCGCUCACCAUGCCAAAGCUCACGAACAUCCCUCACCUUGGCAAGGCCGUCCAGGAUGCGCUGGCGCUCGGUGCGCCGGAUAUCGACACGGACAACCUCCCCUCCAUGUCCGACCUCAACGCAGACAACCUCACCGACCUGGUGCACCUCAUCGACAGCAAGUGUCCCAACCCCCGCCAGAAGUUCCUCAUGGACAAGCUGGUGCAGCACUUGCACGACUAUGUCCGCGAGACGCAGCUCACGACCGAGGAGUGGAUGACGGCGAUCAAGUUCCUCACGGCGACGGGACAGAUCUGCACCGACCUCAGGCAAGAGUUCAUCCUCCUCUCGGACGUCCUCGGCGUGUCGGCGCUCGUCGACGUCGUCAACCACCCCAAGCCCAAGGGCGCGACCGAGUCGACUGUCCUCGGACCAUUCUUCGUCGAGGAGACACGCGAGAUCAACAACGGUGACACGAUCGCAUCAGAGGGCAAGGGCGCGUACAUGCUCGUCAAGGGCAGCGUGAAGAACCUGCGCGGCGAGCCCAUCCCCAACUGUCUCAUCGAGACGUGGGAGACAGACAACGACGGGUUCUACGACACGCAGUAUGCCGAGUACGACGUCGACUGCCGCGGGCGCCUGCGUACCGACGCCAAGGGCGAGUACGUCUUCCGCGCCGUCCUGCCUGUCGCGUACCCGAUCCCCAACGACGGCCCCGUCGGCAAGUGGCUGCGCUCGAUGAACCGCCACGUGUUCCGCCCCGCACAUCUGCACAUGAUGCUCCAGGCGCAGGGGUACGAGGAGCUCGUGACGAGCCUGUACUUCAAGGGCGACGUGUUCCUCACCUCGGACGCCGUGUUCGGCGUCAAGGGCUCCCUGGUCAAGGAGCCCACGGUGGUCACGGACGAGGCCGAGGCAAAGAAGUACGGCUUCAAGUCGGCGCCCUUCAACCUCGUCGAGCAGGACUUUGUCCUCCUUACAGAGGACGAGGCAAAGGCCGAGAUGGCCAAGGCGCGCAAGGAGCGUGGUGUCGACGUCCCGGCGUAGGCUGUACCUGUAGCUGUAACAUGUA
Molecule: messenger RNA, 1286 nt
Organism: Vanrija pseudolonga
Lineage: Eukaryota; Fungi; Basidiomycota; Tremellomycetes; Trichosporonales; Trichosporonaceae
Gene: npcC
Product: Hydroxyquinol 1,2-dioxygenase
Exons: 4
Coding region: 245-1261 (338 amino acids)
Biological process (GO): catechol-containing compound metabolic process
Molecular function (GO): ferric iron binding; catechol 1,2-dioxygenase activity
Source: RefSeq, a predicted model, not a curated record